AGAGCUGUGUUACCAGAGAGAGAGAGAGAAAGAGAGAGGGUUAGAGAGAAAGAGUGAGAGGGGGAGACAGAGAGGAGAGAGAGAGGGGCAAAGAAUAGAAAGAGCAUUGUGUUGCUGCUGAAAAAGAACCCAUGUCUGCACAAAGAGAGAUGAAAGAGAAGAACCCCUGGCACACGCCGGUGACCAUCAUCAUCACUGUGAUUGGUGUCAUAGCGAUUGUUGCCUUGGUGACGGUAGCAGUUUUGCAGAACAGGCCCCUACCCCAAAAAUACAAGUAUGGGAUCGUGCUGGAUGCCGGCUCUUCCCACACAGCUCUGUAUAUCUAUGCGUGGCCAGCUGAGAAGGAGAACAACACUGGAAGAGUCGAACAGAAGCUUUCGUGCAAAGUCAAAGGUAAAGGCAUCUCCAGCUAUGCAUCUGAUCCACUGAAAGCAGGGGAGUCUUUGAGACUGUGCAUGCAGGAGGCAGAGCAGUAUGUCCCGAGUAAGAGACACCACGAGACCCCCCUUUAUCUGGGGGCUACUGCUGGAAUGAGAUUGCUGAAUAUGGAGAAUAGCUCGGCAUCAGACAAGGUUUUUGGAGCUGUGGAGGCAGCCCUGCGAAAGUUCCCUUUUUCCUACCAGGGCGCGAGGAUACUGAGCGGUCAGGAGGAGGGAGCCUUUGGCUGGGUCACAGUCAACUACUUGGAUGACCGCCUAGAACAGGGCUUGGAAACCACAGGCGCCCUCGACCUCGGCGGGGCCUCCACUCAAAUCAGCUUUGUAUCCGAUAAAUAUGACGGCUCAGAGUCACCCAACAACUCUGUGACCUUCCGACUCUACGGAAAUGACUACAACCUGUACACUCACAGCUUCCUGUGUUACGGGAAAGACCAAGCCCUAAAAUUGAUGCUGGCCCAUCAGUCUCAAGCAGGUCCAGCAUCAUUAUUAGACCCUUGUUUCCAUCCCGGCUACACAACAAUAAUGAACUACUCGGUCCUCUAUGACAGCCCCUGCGUGUCAGACAGGAAACCGCAAGGAGCUCCUGUAAGCUUCACUCACAAUGGGAGGGGAGACUUCCUACGAUGCCAGGAUGCCGUCAAGAGAGUCUUCGACUUUACCUCCUGCAAAUACAGCCGAUGCUCUUUCAAUGGGGUCUUCCAGCCAAUGCUGCAGGGGCCGUAUGGGGCUUUCUCUGCGUAUUACUUUGUGAUGAAUUUCCUCAAUCUGACCGAUACGUCCAUCCCUCUGGAAACUGUCAAGGAAAAGCUGCAACGCUACUGUGCUACCCCUUGGAAUCAGAUAACGCAGCAGCAUCCAGACGUAAAAGUAAAGUAUCUUGCUGAGUACUGUUUCUCCGGCACGUACAUCUUGACCCUGCUGACAGAAGGAUACAACUUCACCUCACAGAGCUACUCCGACAUAAAAUUCAUCAAAAAGAUAAAAGGCAGCGAUGCAGGCUGGACGCUGGGCUACAUGUUGAAUUUGACCAAUAUGAUUCCUGCCGAGGCUCCCGACUCCCCCCCUCUGCCCUACGCCGGCUACGUCUCCAUAGUAACCAUCAUGGCGUUGCUGCUGUUCCUCCUGUUCAUCCUCAUCCUGCGUCCUCUCUGGCCACGCUGCUCCAAACAGCCACAGAUCGUAUAAAACACGCAGGUGUAUGUAGGAAUGCCGUGGAAGAAAGGGAAUGUCGGAGUGUGCUCUUGUACCAAUCUGUGAAUAACCAAUUUUACACUCUUGUGGGGAGGUCAAAGGUCAACGUCUGCUGCACAUCUGUGGUCCUGCAGCUCAUGUGGAUUCAAGGACAUUUCAGAAGGACAAAUACUCAACAAUAGAGCGGGUUUUGCUUCUCUGGUUGAAGGACAGUUUAUGUGUUUAUUUGUUUGUCUGUGUGUGAGUGUGUGUGUUUGGAUUUGAAUGUGCGCUUGAGUGUGUGCACCCACCUCAGUCUGCAUGUAUGUGUCUUGAAUUAUGAUGUGAAUAUGAUACUGUAUAAAUAAAAUAACCCAAGUUUAUAUAAAAUGUUGUAGAUCUCUUGUCAUUUGUGCAAAUAGCAUCAGUGAAAAAUGUUUAAUGUUGCAUCAUUUAUUUACAAUGUAUCCAGAAAGUUAUUUGUAUUUUUAUAAAAACUGACAUUACAAAGUUUUGCUAUUUAUGAAAACCCAUAAACCAGCGAAGUGGCAAUUAAAACAGGCAUAACAUCUUUGAAAAUACACGUUAUAUCCUUUUGAUUCUUGUGAUUUGUUUAGGCUGUGCAAAAUAAAAUACAACAUGGUCCCUCACCCUCAUUUGUAACAAUGACUAGAGCUGCCACUAUUAAUAUAUAUAUAUAUAUAUAUUAAACUAUUGCAAUAAAAAAUAAACAACUAUUUGGGGAAAAA
Centropristis striata (black sea bass) is the source of this 2359-nucleotide messenger RNA. RefSeq names its product ectonucleoside triphosphate diphosphohydrolase 1 (gene entpd1). NCBI's taxonomy places the organism in Eukaryota, Metazoa, Chordata, Actinopteri, Perciformes, Serranidae. The transcript has 10 exons. Gene Ontology annotation, cellular component: plasma membrane. The record is from RefSeq and is a predicted model, not a curated record. Gene Ontology annotation, biological process: nucleoside diphosphate catabolic process. Bases 132 to 1625 code for a protein of 497 amino acids. Gene Ontology annotation, molecular function: GDP phosphatase activity; UDP phosphatase activity.